Messenger RNA from Aspergillus tanneri, 1464 nucleotides. Its product is annotated as COP9 signalosome complex subunit 1. Gene Ontology annotation, cellular component: COP9 signalosome. The record is from RefSeq and is a predicted model, not a curated record. NCBI's taxonomy places the organism in Eukaryota, Fungi, Ascomycota, Eurotiomycetes, Eurotiales, Aspergillaceae. The transcript has 4 exons. The coding region runs from base 1 to 1464 and encodes 487 amino acids.
AUGGAUUUCGCGCCACCGGACACCUUCGAUACUCCAUCAUAUCCAAGACAGAUGUCCGGUGUGGGAGCUGCAGAUCUGGACAACCUAAAUGGUAAUGCGGUUAUUGCAGGCCCGUUUGUCAAGAUCGAUGAUCCGCCCAAAUUCGAGCUAGAAUCGUACAUUGCAAACUACACUGGCCGGACCAGAUUUAAUCGCCUGUUCCUUAUAGGCACGUGUUCUACAUACCUCUCCAUCGAAGCACUUAAGUCUGCGAUCGCAGAAGCCAAAUCGAACAAAGACGUUUCACGAUAUGAGCGAACAGUGCGAGCACUGGCAGAGGUUGCGCCCAAUGACGCUGAAGCGACACUAGACAAGGACUGGGUAGAUCGAAUGAACAAGGUCGUCAAGGCUGAGACUGACCGUUUAGAGCAUGAGUUGAAAGGGUAUAAAAACAACUUAAUCAAAGAGAGUAUUAGGAUGGGAAACGAGGAUCUCGGACAGCACUACCAUCAAAUCGGUGACCUCGUCGCAGCGUCCAAGGCCUUUUCUCGCAUGAGGGAUUACUGUACAACACCAAGCCACAUUGCUUCGAUGUUGUUCAAGAUCAUCAAUGUUGCUAUUGAGCGGGGCGAUUGGCUCAGCGUCCAGUCCAAUGUGCAACGAUUGCGCAAUAUUCAGUCGAAGCAGGAGGAACAAGUGAAAAAUCAGCCCAAAAUGGCCGCCGCCAUGGGUCUGUCCCAGCUACACUCUGGGUCAUAUUUAGAUGCGGCGAACAGCUUUUUGGGGACCGAUUCCAGCCUAGGAGACUCGUACAACGAAGUUCUCACCUCCAACGAUGUUGCUGUAUAUGGGGGACUUUGCGCGCUUGCUUCCAUGGACCGCCAUGAGCUCCAACGCCGCGUACUCGACAACAGCUCGUUUCGUAACUUUCUCGAGCUAGAGCCGCAUAUUCGUCGAGCCAUAUCCUUUUUCUGCAAUUCGAAAUUCCGGCCAUGCCUGGACAUCCUCGAGUCCUAUCGAGCCGAUUACCUCCUGGACAUUCAUCUUCAGCGCCAUGUCACGAAUUUAUACACCCGCAUCCGCACCAAGUCCAUCCAGCAGUAUCUCGUUCCGUUUAACCGCGUCACACUCGAUUCCAUGUCGCGGAUCUUUGCCCCCAGUGUCGCUGGCGAACAGUCUCCCCCCAUGGAUCUAAACUCGCCUUUUGUUCAGGAACUGGUGGGCCUGAUACAGGAUGGCACCUUGGACAUCCGCAUCGAUCUUGAGAAAAUGGUCCUAGUAUCCAAACAAGUAGACCGACGGACCGAAGUCCAACACGCAAUCGUAAACAACCUGUCAGAGUUCACCCGCGAGGCCCACAUCCGGCUAUUACGGGCUAACAUUAUGCGCGCGGGUCUGGAGGUGCGGAAUACGGAGGACAGAUCAAAAAUGAUGCCACAUGGACAGGGUGGAAAAUCCUCCCGGAAUACAGCAGGGUUAUUCUAG